AUGCAGAACAUUACAAGAAGAUCAGUGGUUGAGGGAAUACAAUGGGGUUUUGUUGCAGGUUCUUCCACGGGGACCUGUGAAGCCAUCAAGUCCAGAUCCAAUUCGUCCAUAACAAAUCUUGGAACGGCUAAUUCAAACAACAACAUUCUUACUCUAUUUUUCAUGGCUAUUUUCGUUUUGCUUGUGCUCGGGAGAAACACCAGAACCCUUGGGAUGAUCCUCUUCACAAUGCUGCUUAUCAUCUUCACCAUUUUGGUUGCUUUUCCUGAAUUUGGAGAAGCUGGCAGAGCAUUGCAUGAAGAUCGGUGGUUGAAGGAGUACAAUGGAAUUUUGUUGCAGGCUCUUCCACGGGGCCCUGUGAUCCCAUCCAUGCUCCCUGAGAAACCAUACAAUUCGUGGGGUUCCCAUGCAAGAGUUGGAUAUCCAGUUGACGGUGGCGCAGGAGCGUUUGGAAGCGACUGCAAAACAAGGACGUGUUCCCUCCACCACUUCCGACGUAAUAGCAAUGGCCUGGUGCAAGCUACUCCAGAUUCUGGUGAAGCAACAAAAAUGGUGAUCAUGAUAAGCACAAGUUGCAGAACUGUGAAAAGGAACCUUCUGUAA
Messenger RNA from Sphenostylis stenocarpa, 603 nucleotides. The record is from the annotation of a GenBank genome assembly. NCBI's taxonomy places the organism in Eukaryota, Viridiplantae, Streptophyta, Magnoliopsida, Fabales, Fabaceae.